Molecule: messenger RNA, 1005 nt
Organism: Candida tropicalis MYA-3404
Lineage: Eukaryota; Fungi; Ascomycota; Pichiomycetes; Serinales; Debaryomycetaceae
Exons: 1
Coding region: 1-1005 (334 amino acids)
Source: RefSeq, a predicted model, not a curated record
AUGAGUCAACCUAUAUUCCCACGAUUGUCCUUCCACGAAUGGUACCAAGUUUUAUAUGGAUUUUGGCCAUAUAAACCAGAAUUUACUGAGAAGAAUAUUCCAGAACUGUAUUUAAAAGAUAAAGUAGUGAUUAUCACUGGCGGUAAUAGCGGCAUUGGCUACGAAACUGCAAAAUUAUUAGCUGGUAAUACCGAUGCCAGAAUUUAUAUAUGGGCCAGAAAUGAAAACAAAUCAAUUGAUGCCAUAAAUAAGAUCAAGUUAGAGAUAGCUGAAAAGUAUCUGAAAACAACAGACAAUCUCAAGUUUAUCCAGGUCGAUCUAAGUGAUUUAAAUUCAAUAAAACCUGCCGUGGACAAAUUCCUUACUCUUGAAGAUAGAUUAGAUAUAAUUUUCCAUAAUGCUGGAGUAAUGGAAUGUCCAGAAUCUAUGAAGACCAAACAAGGUUAUCAAAUGGAACUUGGUACAAACUGUUUAGGUCCUCAAUUGUUACAGAAUCUCCUUGAUCCAGUAUUUUUAAAAACUGCAAGAACAAAUCCUGAUAAUUUAUCUAGAAUAGUUUGGCUAAGUUCCAGUGCCCAUAUGUUUUCCCCAUUAGGUGGUAUGCAUUUAUCGGAUCCAGAAUUCAAAAGUACAGAUGUUACUUUGAAAACGAAAUACUGUCAAAGUAAAACCAUUAAUUUAAUUCAAGCAAGACAAUGGAAUAUCAAUCAUCCAUAUUCAAAGGCAAUCAGUAUUUCUAUUUGUCCUGGAUAUUUGAAAACCGGAAUACAAAGACAUAUCGGCGGAUUCAGAAAGUUUGGAUACGAUUUAUUGUUUCAUGAUCAAAAAUUUGGUGCGUAUACAUUAUUAUUUGCUGGAUUAUCUCCAGACGUUACUAUACGUAAUAAGGGUGAUCAUAUUAUAUCAUUUGGUAGAUUUGGAUUGAUUAGAAGUGACUUGAAAGACGAUGAUUAUGGGAAAAAGAUCAUGAAUUAUAUAGACGAACAAAUAAAACAAUACAAAUAG